Messenger RNA from Musa acuminata subsp. malaccensis (wild Malaysian banana), 1957 nucleotides. RefSeq names its product MLO-like protein 1. Gene Ontology annotation, cellular component: membrane. Lineage: Eukaryota; Viridiplantae; Streptophyta; Magnoliopsida; Zingiberales; Musaceae. Gene Ontology annotation, biological process: defense response. The record is from RefSeq and is a predicted model, not a curated record.
UGUUGUGUUGCGUUCCGCCUCUUAUUCUUCCUCCACUCCGCCUCCUCCUCGUCUUCCUUCCGAUCUGUAGAAGAGCAGUUGGUGGUCUCGACAGCCCUGCCCAUCGAGCUACAGCAAAUCCGAGGAACAAGAGGCAUGGCGGAGCGAGGCGACGGCGGCGAGAGGGGAGGAAUGGAAGAGGUGGAUGACGCAAAGCUCGAGUUCACUCCCACAUGGAUUGUCGCUGGCGUUUGCUCCGUCAUCAUCUUCAUUUCCCUCGUCGCCGAGCGCUACCUCCAUUACCUCGGAAAGGUUCUCAAGAGCAAGAAUCAGAAGCCACUCUACAAUGCUCUACAGAAGGUGAAAGAAGAAUUGAUGCUCUUGGGGUUCAUAUCGCUGCUGCUCACGGUGUUCCAAGAGGGAAUCCAAAACAUCUGCAUCCCCAAGAGGUGGACCCUUUACAUGCUCCCCUGCAACCCUGAGAAAGCCCACCACCACCACCAUCACCACCACCACCACCACCACCGUGUAUAUUCUGAUGAAAUUCCUGGUGGUGGCGGUGAGAGAAGGCUGCUUGCUGAGGGCGUGGCUCAUUGCAUGAGCAAGGGUGAAGUCCCAUUGUUGUCUGUUGAGGCAAUACAUCAAUUGCAUAUCUUCAUAUUUGUCCUUGCAGUCACUCAUUUUCUUUUUAGUGCAUUCAUUGUGCUUUUGGGCGGAGCAAAGAUAAGUCAGUGGAAGCACUGGGAGGAUUCAAUCCAGCAAGAAAUUAGAGGAGUUGCCCCAACAAACAAUGCGCAUCUACAUCAGUUUCAGUUUAUCAUGGAGCGUGUUAAGACCAUUGAAAGAGAUUCAGUAGAUGUAACUUGGUUGCAUUCGUUUUUCAAACAAUUCUUUUUGUCUGUGACAAAAUCAGACUACGUCACUUUAAGACUUAUCUUCAUCAUGACUCAUUGCAAGGGACACCCAAAAUUUGACUUCCACAAAUAUAUGAUCCGAGCAUUUGAAUCUGAUUUCAAGAAAGUUGUUGGUAUAAGUUGGCAUCUUUGGGCUUAUGUGAUCAUUUUCUUGUUGCUGAAUAUCAAUGGUUGGCACACGUACUUCUGGAUAGCAUUCGUUCCUCUGAUUCUUCUUCUUUCUGUUGGAACUAAAUUGGAGCACGUCAUUACUGAGAUAGCUCAUAACGUUGCUGAAAAGUAUUUUGCAAUUGGAGGAGAUUUGAUCGUUAUGCCAUCGGAUGAUUACUUCUGGUUUCACCGACCCAGGAUUCUCCUUUUCUUGAUCCAUUUGAUCUUGUUCCAGAAUGCCUUUGACAUCGCAUUUAUCUUCUGGCUAUUUACUCCAUAUGGUCUCGAUUCCUGCAUCACCGAUCACUUUGGUUUUGCUGUCCCGAGGCUCGUGAUCGGAAUCAUUGUUCAGAUUCUCUGCAGCUACAGCACACUACCGCUCUAUGCCAUUGUCACCCAGAUGGGGACUCACUUCAAGAAAACUGUAUUCGAUGAUAACGUGAGAGGGGGCCUUGAGGACUGGGCUCAGAAGGCAAAGAAGCGGUUAAGUCUCAAGGAGGACAAUGAGUUUGGAGGUUCAAGCAAUGGCCGAAAAGAAUCUUCGAAGACAAUGGAGAUGACAAUGCAUUGUCAGAAUUGAUGAUGGAACAAGGAAAAAAGACAUGAACAAUGGAGAGCAGAUACAUCUAAUCGAACCACCUCGUCAACUUCAAUUUACUAGCUAGAGAUUGUGUUGCCAACAUGGAAGUGUCCCCGAGAUCAGAUGUCAGAUCGUUUCCCAAUCCUCUAGCUUUCUCUCAGAGAUUAUAUAUGCACUCAUAUAUACUAUUACUUACGUGAGUGGAACACCAAAGUUCGUGUUUGAAUUUUUGCAUGUUCAUGUAUGCAUCGCUUUUGUGAUCGAGGGAGGUAGAAAGAUGCCUCAACUUGGACCUAAUUCCAAAUUAAUACAUUAAUUUGAGGGUUUUCUUCAA